AUGUCUUCACGAUUUCCAUUGUUCAAAUCCGAACUCUCCUUUACUCGUUUUCCCGAUCGUAAAAUUAUUAAUUGGUUUCCGGGGCACAUGGCAAAGGCUACAAAACAAAUUAAAGAGAAAUUGAAAUUUAUUGAUUUUGUAAUUGAAGUGAGAGACGCACGAGUUCCGAUAUCAUCCUACAAUAAGACCAUUAAUGAAAUAUUUUCUCACAAGAAGAGAUUAAUUUUGUUUAACAAGUGCGAUUUAAUUUCAAAAAGUGCACAAGAGAAAAUUGAAAAAUAUUUUGCAGACAAUGGUUCAAUCAUGGAAGGGCCACAAGUUUUAGGAACCUUGUUCACGAGCGCAAAACAAGGAAUUAAUGUCAAAAAGAUUGUUGAUUUGUGUUUACACAAUAAGAGUGUAGAAAUUGCUCCAAAGAAGUUUAAAACAAUUCCUUUUACUUUUUUAAUUGCAGGAAUUCCCAAUGUUGGCAAGUCCAGUAUCAUUAACAAAUUAAUUGAGAAAAAAAAGGCAAAAGAAGGAGCAUUACCUGGUGUAACCAGAGGUAUGGGGUUUUUCCCUAUGAAAACUAAAGAGAAUUGCUUGUUAUUGGAUACUCCUGGAAUAUUUCAACCAGAUAUUGAGAGCAACGAACAAGGAUUCAAAUUGGCUUUGAUAAAUGCAAUUCCAGAUCACUUGUUUGGUGGCGACAAUAGCGCGGGAGGUACAGCCAUAGACCUCAUACCAUUAAUUGAUUAUAUGCUGUACCAGAUGAAUAGGAAUGAUUGCUUUGAAUAUGUUGAAAUUUUUGACAUGAAAGGACCCACAAAGAGUGUGGAGGAGUUGUUGUUGGCCGUGUGUGAAAAAUGGAAAAUGUAUUCAGCAGGUGGAGAGCCUGAUUGGAACAAGGCUCUUUCGCAUCUCUUGCUUUGGUUCAGAAGUGGAAAGUUAGGUCAAAUUGUGCUUGACACGGAUGUGAUAUGUGGCAAUUUAGCUCCACCAUCAUCUUCAAUUGUAACAACUACUGACACGUAG
Naegleria lovaniensis is the source of this 1014-nucleotide messenger RNA. RefSeq lists its product as uncharacterized. Gene Ontology annotation, molecular function: GTP binding; GTPase activity. The transcript has a single exon. NCBI's taxonomy places the organism in Eukaryota, Heterolobosea, Eutetramitea, Acrasida, Naegleriidae. The record is from RefSeq and is a predicted model, not a curated record. Gene Ontology annotation, cellular component: mitochondrion. Bases 1 to 1014 code for a protein of 337 amino acids.